GCACCACUCACCAUCCUAUAUACUCCAGCAGGAAGCCGCUCAUCCACCACACGCAGUUCAGUGUCAUCAUCAUACAACCAUCUCGAAUCAUCAGGAACUAUCGCUGGAAUACAGAUCUUCAAUUGAACCGAGUCACUGAGGCGUUUAUAUAGGCGGUGAGAAGAAGUUGUGCCAUCAGUUGUAGAGUUGUGUGAGAGAGUAUAGUAUCCCACAUCACUGCGUCAUCAACAAAGACAUCUUGUACCAGUGUAAGACCACCAAUCAGUCAUCAUGUCAGAUGAAAGAAGCUUUAGUAUCAAGGUUUACCUGGAUUUAGGUGGGGAUCGACAGGAGGUACGAAGAUUUGGUGUUCCUGAAGCCUUGGCCACAAACUUUGGCUGUUUGAGAGAUAAAGUGUCUUCAGUGUUCUGCUUAGGAAACAAGGACCUCACCAUCUCAUGGACAGAUGCUGACGGAGACAUGAUUGCAAUCUCAUCAGAUGAUGAACUAAUGGAAGCUCUUGCUGACAGUCUGAGCAGGCAGAACCUCCAGCUGCUGCGCCUGAAUGUGAGUGUGGGCAACAGGCCAAAUCACAGCUCCAACGCCAACUCCCCCCCUGGUAAUCAGCAGGGAGCUGUUCAUGAAGGUGUUACCUGUGAUGGUUGUGAAGGUCCUAUCUGUGGAUUCCGCUACCACUGUGUCAGCUGUGAUGAUUUUGAUCUCUGUGGGGCUUGUGAAGUCAAGGGCCUUCACCCCGAGCACAAGAUGCUGCGCAUGCCUAAACCACACGUGAAGGGAAGUCCUUGGUUCACCUGGAAGGAAAGUGAAGAUGCACCUGGUCAGUUCUCAUCACAGUUCAAGAUGCAUGGUGGUGGCCCAGGGUGUGGCACCUACAGUUCCAGCUCCACUUCUGGUUUUACUGGUGGUGUGGGAGGCUGGGGUGGUCAUGGUGGCCGCUUUGGCAACAGGAGAGGAUGUGGAGGCCGGGGACGCCAGGGAGGAUGGGGAACCUGGUGGGGUAAGAACUGGGGAGGAAGAAAUGGAGGAGUAUGUGAACAGAGUCAGUUCAUGAGUUCUGCCUCGGGACAAAAGCGGCAGCAAGCUUCAGGACAGCAGCAGCAUGCUUCAGGACAGCAGCAGCAAGCUUCAGGACAGCAGCAGCAAGCUUCAGGACAGCAGCAGCAAGCUUCAGGACAGCAGCAAGCUUCAGGACAGCAGCAGCAACACCAACAGCAACAUCAACAGCAACAUCAACAGCAACACCAAAAGCAACAUCAACAACACCAACAGCAACACCAACAAGGAUGUAGAAGUAACAAUAGGAGAGAUGAGUUCCCCUGGACAUCCUGCCCUUUCCUGAAUGAAGAUGGUAUACCCAUUCCCCAACAAGCAGCAGAAGAAGCCCAACAAAUGGCUCAUGAAGCCACACAAAUGGCUCACGAAGCAGCACAACAAGCACAUCAGUUUGCUUCACAGAUGGCUUCAGAGCAUGUUGCCAAUGUGAUGCGUGGGAUCUGGACAGCUUGGACUGGCCACCAAGCACCCGGUAUUAAGACCACAACUUCUUCCUCAUCAUCAUCGUCCUCCUCUUCUUCCUCUUCAUGCUGUGAUGGGGAUUCUCAGAAGCAGAGUCAGCCCAAGGGACCAGGAAGCGAUCAGCAGGAGAAGGUCACCGGCAAGGAAUCAGACAGGACCGCAGGAGACGAGUUCUUAAAAAGUGUUGGCGAGACUGUGGCAACUAUGCUAGAUCCAAUGGGCAUUGAUGUUGAAGUGUCUGUUGAGCACAAUGGAAUUCGCCAGCGUUGCAGUUUGAGCAAGGAUGACGUACAGAACUGUCAGAGUCCAACAGCUUCUACACCUCCUUCCCAAGAACCAUCUUCCCCUGCACAGUCCCUAGCAUCUGGAGCAAGUGCUAAUAUGGAAGUACAAACUGAGGAUCUCCCAAAGUGUCAGGAAGCACCUGCAGCUGUUAUACCUGAAAUAAUGGAAGUGUGCAGUCCUGCAGAACCCAACAACCAAAAUUCCGGAGGCCAGAUGGAAGCUGAGCAGGCAUCAUCAGACACGGAAGACUGGACACUGGUCAACAAUGCCAACCCAGAGUCACAGGCCAGUGGUAGACCAGCAGCACCUCCCGCUGAACAACCAGUUCAUCCAAAUCCUGCCAUCCAGCAUUCACUGGAGCAGAUGCAGUCAAUGGGCUAUAACAAUGAGGGUGGCUGGCUCACUAACCUUCUAGAAAUAAAACAAGGGGAUAUCAACCAAGUACUUGACCUCCUCCAGCCACUCAAUAAGUAAACCUACACUGUCAGACUCACCAUCUAAAAGGAAGCUAGUGCAGUACGGUGAAGACUUGUCUAGAUAUCAGGACCUCCUUUCAUCGUAAUUAUAUACUUAAAGAUGUAAACCGAGUGUUUUCUUAGAUAGUCAUUAUAAGGUUGUUCUGUUUGAUUUUUUUCUGUCUUCUCCCUGAGGUAUAGCAGGAGAACAAUACAGUAUAUUGUAUGUAACUUUAUUGUGUGGAUAUGGUCAUUUAUUUUGACAGUAAUAGGUGUUUAUGCUCUUAUAUGAUUCAUUGUCAAUCCCUGAGUAUGGGAAAAAAAAUAGUGACCUGAGAAAGCUAUUGGUUUGUUUCAAAAUUCACCUGGUUUAUGCACUGCUCUUCUGAAUGAAUUGAUGUUUUUGGUUGAUUUGAUUGUGGUUCUAAAAAGCCAGGAUGUCAGAUUUACUUCAGAGUCAAGGGUCUAGUGUAGGUCCCUCAUAAUGUCUUAGUACAGUACCAGGACUGUCACAAGGAGGAGGGAUAUUUUGUCAUGAAGGUAUGAGUCAUGAUUGGUAUGGAAAUUAAAUAUACACUAUAAGGGAGAUGAAUUUCCUUAUUUAUGAAACAAGAAUGUAUAAUAUUCCAUAUUCACUAAUAGAAGCUGACAUUGGGAUUCAGAUGGUGAAGUAGUGUUGCGUAGUUCAUAAUUAGACGGUAUAUUGUACGUGGUUUUCAGGUAGAGGGAAUUAUAUAUUUUUGCUUUACCAUAUUUAUGAUUAACCAUUGAUGUACUGUACUGUACUGUAAUUGUGUACCAAAAUAUCAAGUUAGUAUUAGUUUACAAAUACUGUAGGUAAUACAUGUUAUUCCAUUGUAUAUUUUGUGACAGGAAACAUGAUACAGUAUUCCUGUUUGGACAGUCAAGUGAAGGUGCAACAUAAAAUAUUAUAUUUUCUUACCUUAGCAAUUUGAGAAUGAAUGAACAGAUUUCUUUUUUACUGUAAAGCCAAAAAUAAUUUUACAGAUUUUAUCCUUUUAUCAAUUAUCAAGGUAUUUAUGUUAUCAGUAUACGCACAUGCAUACAGUACUAACCUUUAUACCUAUACACACAUAACUGCUUUCUUAUGUAUACUCUACAUGAAAUAUAAAGUUUAUACAUGAUUGCUUACUUGUAAACAAUGUAUAUUCUGACAUCAUUGAAGGCCAGAUAUGUCAAUUAUUCCUUGGUUGGUAUCUGGUACUUAAUUCUUAUAGUUUUGCAAAAUAUGAGAAGAUGUAUGUGUUUGGUUAAUGGGAUGGUACAUGAGAGUGAAAAUGAUUGGAGUUUCAAAUUAUUUUCUUUAACAUUAUUUUAUACUGUACUUAGAUUAAGGUUGAUAAUAUAUCUUUUGAGGAAUCCUUUUACCCAAAUAAUAUUACACCUAAGUCAUGGUUAAUAACACAACAUCUUGAAGUUGCCUCACAUGUGACGGAACAGCACAGUAGUAGUAUUCCUUUCAUGACACGAUGUUAGUUAAGUUUAUGGUGCAGUACGUUUGUUUUUUGAUGAGGCUUAAUGUUUGCUAUGUAUUAUUCUAAGUAGUCUGGUAAUGAGUUUUUUUCAUUAUACUGAAUUAAGGUUAUAGUUGUGUUCAUGAGAACUCUGUGUACAGUAGGUGAGUACAGAGUAUUAAUAUACAUGUCUUAUACACGACAUAAUAAAUUAUUUGUGGGAAAGGAAUCUUAUUUAGUGGUGAUACAGUGCACUGCAUUUGUGUAAUGAACAAUAUCUAUCGACACUAGAUUAUAUAAUGCUGUAUACUGGGAAUGGAGUAUUUAUAUUAUUAAAAUGUAACUAAAAAAAUCCAAUAAAUGUGAUAUGAAAAA
Messenger RNA from Homarus americanus (American lobster), 4105 nucleotides. RefSeq names its product sequestosome-1-like. Gene Ontology annotation, molecular function: zinc ion binding; K63-linked polyubiquitin modification-dependent protein binding; protein kinase C binding. The transcript is spliced from 7 exons. Gene Ontology annotation, cellular component: aggresome; amphisome. Gene Ontology annotation, biological process: aggrephagy; endosome organization; mitophagy. The record is from RefSeq and is a predicted model, not a curated record. Lineage: Eukaryota; Metazoa; Arthropoda; Malacostraca; Decapoda; Nephropidae. The coding region runs from base 271 to 2274 and encodes 667 amino acids.